Messenger RNA from Nicotiana attenuata, 819 nucleotides. RefSeq lists its product as uncharacterized. Lineage: Eukaryota; Viridiplantae; Streptophyta; Magnoliopsida; Solanales; Solanaceae. The coding region runs from base 1 to 819 and encodes 272 amino acids. The record is from RefSeq and is a predicted model, not a curated record. The transcript has 2 exons.
AUGAUAGCUUGCCUAGAGACUAGAGUCAAACAACAAAGAGCAAAAGCAAUACAGAGGAAGAUGGGUGCUGAUUGGAAGUUCAAGGAUAACUAUGCUUAUGCACCAAAUGGUAGAAUUUGGAUAGGUUGGAAAGUAGCAAAUGUUCAAGUCACAAGAAACUUGAAGAAUAUUCAAAGUAAUGGACCUUGGCUUAUAAUAGGUGAUUUUAAUAGUGUGCUACAUGUGGAUGACAGAAUGAAUGGAGUCCCAGUUCAUCAAACAGAGAUAACUGACUUUCAAAACUGUAUUGAUGAUAUUGGGGUGGGGCAUUACACAAAAAGAGGCUACAAAUUCUCAUGGAGCAAUAAGAGGGAUGUUGAUAUCAGAAUUUAUAGUCAUAUAGAUUGGGCUUUUGGGAAUGCUGAUUGGUUCCAACAGUAUAAUGGUGUGGAGGCUAUCUACAUGUUACCAGGUUGCUCAGAUCACUCAUCUAUAAUGAUUAAUACUGAUGUUGUUAAGUUGAAAGUGAAAGAGCCUUUUAGAUUACUAUCUACAGUGAUGCAAUUACAAGAGUAUAAAGAGGUAGUACAGGCUACUUGGAGCCAACAGAUUCAAGGUCACUCAAUGUAUUCAAUAUGGAGGAAGUUGAAGCUAAUAGAGUUACAAACUAGGGGCCUUCAACAGGAACACUUCUCGGUAGAUCAAAAACUAGAUCAAUUGAGAGACACUUUGAAGGAGCUACAGGGGAAGCUUAAUGAAGACUAUUUCAACAAGUUACUGAUUGAAGAGGAAAGGAAUACCUUGGCACUUAUAGAGAAAUGGGAAGCAAUUCAGGAAUAA